AACUUAUUAUUAUUCUCAAAUUGUUGUGUUAUAGACAUCAGACAAUUUUCUAAAAAUAAGAAAAAAUAUUUCAUUCGUUAAUCAUGGAUCUUACUGGUAAAAAUGUAGUUUUCGUAGCCGGUUUGGGUGGAAUCGGUUUUGAGGCCUGUAAACAACUUAUGACCAGAAAUGUUGCUUAUUUGAUCGUAUUGGAUGUGAUGGAAAAUGCCAAAGCUGUACAAGCCCUGCAAGCCAUGAAUCCCAAAACAAAAGUUAUGUAUAUGAAAUUCGAUGUCACCGAUAAAACAUCCAUUAAAAAUACAUUCAACCAAAUUGUCAGCACCGUGAAGUACAUUGAUGUGUUGGUAAACGGCGCAGGUGUCAUUGCUGACCGUAAUAUUGAACUCACCAUUAAUGUUAAUUUGAUUGGCCUUAUUAAUACCACAAUGGAGGCUCUUCCUUACAUGGACAAAGCCCAAAAAGGACGCGGUGGUGUGAUAUUGAACAUUGCUUCGGUUUUGGGCUUAGAGCCAUGUUCACCAAUUGCUGUCUACAGCGCAUCCAAAUUUGGUGUUGUCGGAUUCACACGUUCCUUAUCGGAUCCUUAUUAUUAUAACCGUUCUGGUGUUGUAAUAACUGCACUUUGUCCUGGACUAACUGAAAGUCCAAUGACAGCUAACCCAAAAAUUAGUGAUACUUUCGAAUAUUCGAAACCUUUAACCGACCAAAUAUUUUCGGCUUACCGUCAACCGGCUGCCAAAGCUGGCGAACAUUUGGUGAAAAUUAUUGAGAUGGCACAAAACGGAACAAUGUGGAUUAGUGAUAGAAUGACAAUGACAAAGGUUGAACCCAAACUUUUCUGGCAGCCUUGAAGAGUUGAUGUCUUCAGUUGUAAAUACCUAUACACUAUUUACUAUAAGAUAAACAUUUUUAUAUUUGAUAUUAUUAAUUAACUAAAUCGUAAAUAAAAUUUUUGGGUGUAAUUAGAAAGUAAAUAAAAUUAAA
Calliphora vicina (urban bluebottle blowfly) is the source of this 984-nucleotide messenger RNA. RefSeq names its product alcohol dehydrogenase-like. Gene Ontology annotation, molecular function: alcohol dehydrogenase (NAD+) activity. Bases 84 to 851 code for a protein of 255 amino acids. Gene Ontology annotation, cellular component: cytoplasm. The transcript has 3 exons. The record is from RefSeq and is a predicted model, not a curated record. Lineage: Eukaryota; Metazoa; Arthropoda; Insecta; Diptera; Calliphoridae.